Messenger RNA from Pangasianodon hypophthalmus (striped catfish), 971 nucleotides. RefSeq names its product regulator of cell cycle (gene rgcc). The record is from RefSeq and is a predicted model, not a curated record. Bases 122 to 505 code for a protein of 127 amino acids. The transcript has 5 exons. Lineage: Eukaryota; Metazoa; Chordata; Actinopteri; Siluriformes; Pangasiidae. Gene Ontology annotation, biological process: regulation of cell cycle.
AUAUUUAAAAGCAAAGCCGCGCGGCUCAGUCAUGAGAAAGUGCUGCGAGAGUGAGAGACGCUUAGUGUACACCAAUUCUGGAAUAAUUUAGAAAAAGCUUGUGCCUGGAUACGCCACCGGAAUGAAGUCACCAAAGAUAAAGUCUCAGAGUAAAUCUUUCCUGGAGGAUGAUGACGACCUGAACGCGGUGCUGUGCGAGUUCGACGCAGUGAUUGAGGAUUUCACUUCGCCCUUUGAGAAGAGACAUUUCCGAUAUGAUGAGCACUUAAAGACCAUGAAGAGGCGGAGCAGCGCGAGCGUCAGCGACAGCGGCAUCAGCGACUCAGACAGUGCAGAGUCUCUCAACAGAAACAGCUUCAGCUUCAGUGAUGAGAGGCUCAACUCUCCUGUGUUCUCGCCUUCACCUACCAGCCCUUCAGUUACAUCACCCAAACCAAAACUUGGUGACACAAAGGAACUGGAAGACUUCAUUGCUGACCUUGAUAAGACAUUAGCAAGCAUGUGACCUGGAGUUAGUUACCAAGUUUAACACCAUCAGGAAGAGCAAGCAGACAGCAGGCCUCACUGGACAGGCCCAGUCAUGGGCCAACAUGAUGAUGAAACUCAUGAAGACAUCUCUGUUUCAUUCAUAAACACCCACACUAUAAGGACUCCUUGUGCUUCCUGUGGAAAACUUGAUCUGGAAGAUUAUUUAAAUGGCUUUUUAUAGAAAUUAUUAUUUGUAAUUGUAUAGAGCUGGUUAUUGUAAAUUUUAUCAGUCUUUUGUGAAUAUAUAUUUUUGUAUUUUUAUGUAAAUAGUAAUUGUGUCAAAGUUUAUCGCCUUGUUAUAAGAAGCUUUUCCAUUCAAGAUAUUGCAUUAUUAAUUAAGCUUAACAGAAAUGCACACUUAAUUCACUAGAAAAACUGGAAAGCAUCAUUAAGUGUAUUUAAUACAACUACCUGAAAUUAAAAUGAAAAACUGUGACUAUAAA